Messenger RNA from Schistosoma haematobium, 2986 nucleotides. Its product is annotated as Rab-like protein 6. The coding region runs from base 1952 to 2656 and encodes 234 amino acids. The record is from RefSeq and is a predicted model, not a curated record. Lineage: Eukaryota; Metazoa; Platyhelminthes; Trematoda; Strigeidida; Schistosomatidae. Gene Ontology annotation, molecular function: GTP binding. Gene Ontology annotation, cellular component: cytosol; nucleus. The transcript has 6 exons.
GACAAACAUUCCCGUCGUUAUGAAAACGUACGUUUCUUUUAAGUUUGUAGGUUUGUGAGAAGCUAUUAACAUUCUAAACGCUUUCAUAGAAUGGUCAGUCCCGAUAUUUGUUCAGAAAAAAGGUUUUAAAAUAAGUGAAUAACUACUCAAGACAUGUCAAGCCGCAAGAACGUACUUAAAUAUAUAAGCGGAUCCCAUUGUUUUCUUAUAAGAAGUUAGCCCUAUGGGGCUAACUUCAGGUAAUACUAAAUCUCUUUUAUUUUUACAGAAUGUCGAACCAAAGUCUUUAACCUAAAAUUGCGUUUCAAUGUUUACUUGUAGAUGAAUUUUCUACUAUCGACGGGGAGUUAUCCAAAAAAAUGUUGAUUUGUCCACACCUAAAUAUGCGACAAAGUCCCUAGAUAAUUCAUUUAGACUGCUAGUAUGUCUAGAACAUGCUUUAAUGGCAAGACAUUUUAUAUUUACUUAUAGUCCCCACAUAACUCAGUUCAAACAAUCUAUUUUGGGGAGAAUUUUGGAAAAAUUAAACUGCGAAGAAUUCUCAAUUUUAAUAGAAAACCUUUGCUGAAAAAAGUUCUUUGUAAAAGGCUUGCCGAAAUUCCUCUUAAAGUUCAUUUUUCCCAGAUGUGUACUCUUUCUUUAUGCUUCCACUAUACAAUCUGCUUUUCCCUUAGGAAGUUUACGUGUUUCCGAAAUACACUAUUUUCACGUAUGUAUUGUUUGUGUUGCAAUUAGCACAAACCAUAUGAUCAACGGAACCGUAUGUUUACCGAUUUGUAAAAUAUAGUAGAUUUAUUAGUCAUAUGCAGAAAAAAAAUACUAUUUAGAGUAAUAGCCUAUCACAAUAUCACCACGAACAUUUUGUGAUCUGUAUUUUAUAAAAAAUGUCUUGCCCUUUUGAAGUUAACCUCCGAAUUAAUUCAUUAUGCACGUAACUCAUCUGAAAUUCUGUAGAAACCUUAUAUUUAGUGAAAAAUGAGACUCGAAUACUUUUAGGAUUUAAUAUAAAUCCUGUUAUGGUUCAUAACGUUUAGCGUAAAAAAUCUACACCUUAAAGCACAUUGUUAUUGACGUAACCAGUUAUGAAGCUUUUUGGCUUCUCUGUUUCUACCUAUAUGGGAAAAGUUAAAUGCUGAUACACUGUAAUUAGGCAAGCAGUAUGGAAUUUUGUUGAAGAAGCUUGAACCCCUGCUCCAUUGGUUGGAAGCAUCACACUAUCAUGUUAUUUAUCAUAAUUAAUUGUGCAUAAGGUAUGCUUCAUGUGUGCUAGUUUCUUUAAUCACAAAUGAAUUUAACUCAUUUACUUUGUCAAGUCAACUUCUAGGAAGAGUAAAUUAGUUUAGAGACGGUAUAUAAAUACUUAUCCUUUGUUUUAGAAAUAUCUGCAAAAUCUCGGAAUUAAUGUAUAAUUUCAAUAAUACAAGAGACCCCGUGCUUUCUAACGUAUUAAUUCCCGUUAACGUGAUAUCAUAGCACAAGUAAAAUGAAAAAGCGGUUAUCUUGUAAAAUCUUCCUACAUUUUAAAAGUUGUCGUCUCAAAAUCUACACUCUCUUAAGUAAUACAAUAUUGUAUCAUAUACUGGAUACUUGUCAUCAAAUGGAUGCGUUAAAGAUCAUCGCUAUAGUUGUUAAACAAUGUAGUUCAACUAUCCUCAAACUUGUUAAAUCUAGUGCCGAUUUGUUUAGCCACCCUCCCAUCAAAUUUCCUCAACUGAUAUUAGUCUUCAAUUAAAGUCAACCAUCCCCAAACCAACAGGACCUCUGCAAAUCAUGUGGUUGAAUUUAUGUAGUAAUAUUUAUUCGUAUACCUAAGUGUAACACAUUCUUUUGACGUGUACCCCUUCUUUUUUCCAUUCUUUUAUUUGACUUGUAGUACCGUACUUACUGCAAAAAUUAUUUGUACAAAAUCGAAAAUAAACGUCUUUACUGAACUUGUGAAUUUUCGCUUAGCAUGUCUUUAGCUAGAAAAUGGUGGGAUAAAAAUGAUGCAACCACCAAAAGGUAUUCAUCUGCCGAUAUACAGCCUAUUGGUGAAUGUUUACAAGAGAAAUUUUCUCAUGGAGUCGACUAUAAUAUGAAAAUUGUUAUACGCGGUGAUCGUAAUGUUGGAAAGUCAGCUUUACUUUCGCGCUUGAAGGGUGAACAGUUUAAAGAAGAAUACAUCCCAUCCAAUGAGAUUCAAUUGGCUAACAUUCAUUGGAAUCAUCAGAAUUCCCAAAGUGUAAUUAAAGUAGAAGUUUGGGAUGUUGUUGAUAAAGGUGAACCUAGGAGUAGUGCUUCGAAAGGCUUGAAAUAUUUCAACAAACUAACAAGAGGCCAACCUGUUAUCAAUAUUGGUGGACAGCCUGGAAAUAUUGAACCAUGUCUAGAUGCAAGUUUUAUUAAUGUCUACAAAGGUGCGCAUGGUGUUAUCUUAGUGAUGAAUAUGACGAAAUUAUCGACAUUUGAAUAUGUAUGUCUCGAGCUUGUACAAAUUCCUCCAAAACUGCCCAUAUUAAUUAUGUCGAAUUUCCAUGAUAUACAAGAACAACGUGAAAUCAAUGAAGAACAAGUUCAAAUGUUCCUCAAUGAUUCUAUUAUGCAAUUAAAUCAGUAUAAUGUUACAUCUGAUAAAAAAUUCAAUGAAUUAUCAAGAAAAAGUUAUGUACAAAAGUGAGAUUUUUUAAUAAGAAAAAGGUUGUUCAGGAGUUUUAUGUAUACAUUUUCAUAACACCCUUAAUUUACUGCCCACAAUUUGAAGUACUGUUUACUUAAAUUCGUUGAUGCUAGAUGGUUUUUGAUUGUCGAGUAGGAAACCUUGCUUGGCCGUAGUCAACAAAACAUUCCUACCACCGUGUUUCAUUAACCACUAAAAUUAUUUUAGGUAUUGGAAGGUUUCCACUAUUGUCCUUAUUCUACAUUAUUUCGCAUCAUUAAUUUGACCGUUCUUUUUUCACAUCUAUGCCUAAUUACACGUAUAGAUUAUGUCAUAUUUCAUUUAUAAUUG